This is a messenger RNA of Eimeria maxima, 1071 nucleotides long. RefSeq lists its product as hypothetical. Lineage: Eukaryota; Apicomplexa; Conoidasida; Eucoccidiorida; Eimeriidae. The record is from RefSeq and is a predicted model, not a curated record. The transcript has 8 exons. The coding region runs from base 1 to 1071 and encodes 356 amino acids.
AUGUCUUUGUUAGAUAUAUAUGAUGAUGCUGCUGAGUUGUUAUCCUUGGCAUACCAAUUCAUUGGGGACCAAGACACCGUCAAGGAGGUCCAGCAGCAAGUGCUGCUGGUGUUGUCUCCAAAGCGCUUCGAAUUCUGCGCAUCACAGAUUGCUGCUGAGAUAUCUGCCCUUGAGGAAGGAGACAGUAUAGAGGAGACAUUUGAUGCAGCAGCAGCAGCAGCAAACUUCCCGCUGCAGCAAUGGCUACAAUCCAGAGGAGACAUUGCCUCCUCUUCUUUUACAGACAGACGUCUCCUCCUAGAGGAGCUAUUAACGGAGUUAUUAGGGGCACGUAUUAAGAAGGGACAAGUGCUGUCUCCUUCUCUGUCUCUUGUUCCCCCUCAGCAGCAGCAGCAGCAGCAGCAGCAGCAGGUGCUGCAGGAACCUGGUGUAGGAGGAGACAUAGUUAAUGGUUUGUUGCUGCGUCGUUGGCCUAAGCAUUUAUGUGACGACACAGCAACAGCAGGAGCAGCAGGAGCAGCAGCAGCAGCAGCAGCAGCAGCAGCAGCAGCAGCAGCAGCAGAUAGUCUCCGUUCUUUAUGUGUCUCCUUAAAUUAUGAUUAUUUAUUAAGAAGAAGAAUUUUAUUAAUGAGGGCAAAUGUUACUAUACAGGCAUUCCUUCUUGCUAUUAAGAAUACGGAGCACGAGGAGAUAGUAUGUGAGGUAUUGGAUACACUGCAUGCAUUAGAGAGGAAGGAGACACCAACUAUUUAUCUCCAUUCUCCUUUUGCUGCUCCGGGUGGUAACGCUUGGGGGGGAUCGGGAGGAAGAGGUCGGUACCCAAGAGGAGGAGGAGGAGGAGGAGGAGGGGGCCCCCGUGGUGGGGGCCCCCAAGGGUCCUCUAGGCCUGAAUCAGCUGCUGCAACAGGACCAUUCGGACAGCAGCAGCAGUACCAGCAGCAGUACCAGCAGCAGCAGCAGCAGGGAGAGAGAGGAGGUGGGCAUAGGUACAGGAGAGGAGGAGGAGGGACAAGGGGGGGCCCCACAAGUGCAGGGGGCCCCCCUAGAGGAGGAGGGUUCGGGGGGAGGUAA